UCUCAACAGUUGGGAGGAUCUAUUUUCUCAUUUUAGGCGUGGAUUUCCACCUUGUAGCAAGUUCUAAAUGCACAAGCAGAAGGUAAAAUGUUUCAGCUAAUUUGGCUUUAACGCUGGCUUGUAAUGAACGUGCAACCAAUACAGGGAAGGCUGCAAAUUUUUAUUAGAUCAACAUGACAGAUACCAUUUUUGGCAAUGGAAGAGACCAAUGGGUGUGCCCCAAUGAUAGACAGCUAGCCCUCAGAGCCAAGCUACAUACAGGCUGGUCUGUCCAUACUUUCCAAACAGACAAACAGAGGAAAAAUCAGUCUCUUGAACAAAAUGAGAUAGAGUCAAUUGUCCAAGUGAUUAGAAGAGCUGAAAAAGUAGAUACACUGGAACAACAGAGAAUUGGACGCCUUGUGGAAAGACUAGAAAAUAUGAGGAAAAAUGUAAUGGGAAAUGGAAUGUCACAAUGCCUGCUAUGUGGGGAGCACCUUGGAAUACUGGGCACUACUUCUGUCUUUUGCCAAGACUGUAAAAAGAAAGUCUGCACAAAAUGUGGGAUUGAAACUGUCAGCAACCUGAAGCGGCCCACCUGGCUGUGUAAAAUAUGCAGUGAGCGGAGAGAGGUCUGGAAGAGAUCAGGAGCUUGGUUUUACAAAGGUAUCCCAAAAUAUAUUUUACCUCUGAAAAUUUCAAAUAAAGCCGGUGAACUUCACCUGAGGCAUGCACAAGCCGAGCCUCAGAUUCAAGAUGUGAGGACCGUUGUAACAAAUCGAACUUACACGUGGGCAAAAGGACGAGUGGCUUCCAGUGACAGUGAAAGUGACUCCGAAUUAAGUUCUUCAAGUUUGGAUGAUAAAGCAUCAUUUGAUUCCAGAAAUGAAAAGUGCCGAAAAAAUAGAAUUGACUCCGUUUCCAGUACUGAGCCCACUCUGACUUCAGGUGGUAAUCACAAGAAACAUGUUGGUGGGAUUCUCUCCAGUGGCUUGUCAGGUAGUCUGACCAGUCUUGGCAGUGAUCGAGGAGGUACCGGAAGUGCCACUGAAAGCUGUCCCGGAGAAUUUAUUGAAGGCUAUGAUAGUGACAUCAGCAGACGUGGUCCAGAAGAGAAGAUGGCAAAAUACCUGAAAAGAAGAAAUGCUGGUCGUCACAUAACGGGAAAACACCAUGGAAAUGCAAAUCUACGCCGCUGACUGCACAGGAAAAAAGUAUACACUUGACCUCAAACAGUAAUUUUAUACCAGCUGCCACUUUCAAUAUGUCAUCAAACAAUCGAUCAUCAAGUGCGGGUCUAUAGAUAUUGUGUAAUGUGUAAAUUCUUUCAGUCAUUGGUUGAGUAUUUGUAUCCACCUAUUUUAAUAUGGUACAUGCUUGUUAACUAUUACAACUGUAUGUAAUUAGUAUAUGGAUUUGUGUGUUUUAGAGUGUUGUACGUAUAAAAGUUUGUUUCUACAGCUAAAUUGUUUGGAUAAUUGUAUUGACAUUGUAUAAUUGUUUAUUGACAUCAAUAACUUCAGUAAUUAAAACAACUACCAAACUAUCCAAAAACUUUUUUGUGCACACUGUGACACUCCUAUUCAGCCUUCUAGAUGAUAUUUCUUUGGUCUUUAUAGUGUAGGAGAUUACUGGAGGAAGAAAACAGGUAAUCCGACUUCAGGUUUACAGCUGCGGUAUGUUGAUAAAUCUGCUCCAGCAGUUUCUGCAGAUCGGCUAAAAAAGGGUUGUCCAGGAACGAAAAAACACUUGUCUUCUGCCAAAAAACAAAACACAGCACCACCUCUGAGAGCAGUAUUGCAGCUCUGCUGGUUUUGGAAAACCCCUUUAUAGCUACAAUAGUUAUUUCAAAGUGAGGUUCAUUGUGAAGGCAUAGAGGCAGUAAGAGCAAACAUCAGCUAGUCCCUUCACUUCAGUCCUUCACACCCUACGCUAAAGUAAAUAUAACUUCACAGGACUGAAUAUGGAAAGUGGAAGGAGCGCUUUGGUAUAUUGAGUGGAUUUCCUUGAUAUUGGAUUUACCAGACAUACAGCUAAUAUAUUUGGAAUAUAUUUAUGAUUGCUUAACUUAUAGUUACUUGUUUGUAUUAUACUACCACAUUUUAAGUGUACUUCAAUUAAUCUCUCUGUUAUGCACUAUUCCAAAAGAUUUUCUUUUAAUAUGUUCUUACACUGAAGUAUUUCUAAGACUUUGAGAUGGAUAGAUAGAUAACCAAAACCAUUUCAGGACCUGCUGUUAAUAACACUUUGUAUUAGUCACUGUAUAAAAUAUUGAUAUACCUGAUUAUCAGGGGGUACAAGUACCAUUCAUUGUCUUAAGUUAUUGUUAUUUGUGAUAAUUUUGCUAGAAAAACGUCUAUCUACUG
Bufo bufo (common toad) is the source of this 2345-nucleotide messenger RNA. RefSeq names its product rabphilin 3A like (without C2 domains) (gene RPH3AL). Lineage: Eukaryota; Metazoa; Chordata; Amphibia; Anura; Bufonidae. Gene Ontology annotation, biological process: intracellular protein transport. Bases 174 to 1178 code for a protein of 334 amino acids. Gene Ontology annotation, molecular function: small GTPase binding. The transcript is spliced from 10 exons. The record is from RefSeq and is a predicted model, not a curated record.